AUGUCUCCCACGUCCCUCGUAUUCAUCGAUCUGCGAGCCGUGGUGGUCGGGAUGCUGUCACGCCGGGCACGAUACGAGCGUAGCGCAAGCGUUGAGGCGGGAGAGCAGGCGAACGCAAAAAAAGGCGGUGGGCGUCGAAAGAGAGGUGGUAAGAAAGCACAAUACGCCACCGAGGAACGGCGCAAGCUCCCAGAUGGCUUCACCGCGGACAUUCUAGGUGAGAAUGACGACGGUACGGAAACGUCCGCCGAUCCGAACGGCUAUGCGGUCGAUAAUGUGGCGCACGGUGAACAGGCUGUGUUUGGUGUGGCGAAUGAUGAUGGUUCAUAUCACGACGAGACGUAUGGCGAGAAGGUGGUUGGUGAAGCGGACAAAGGCAAAGCGGACGGAGGCGAAGCGGACGAAGGGGAAGCGGAUGAAGGGGAAGCGGACGAAGGGGAAGCGGACGACGACGAAGCGGACGAAGGCGAAUCGGACGAAGGCGAAGCGGACGAAGGCGAAUCGGACGAAGGCGAAGCAGGCGAAAGCGAAGCGGACGAAGGCGACGCGGAUGAAGGCGAAGCGGACGAAGGCGAAGCGGACGAAGGCGAAGCGGACGAAGGCGAAGCGGACGAAGGCGAAGCGGACGAAGGCGAGGAGGGGGAAGGCGAGGAGGGGGAAGGUGAAGGGGCGGAAGGCGGAGAGGCGGAAGGCGUAGGAGCUGUUGGCGAGGAGGCGGAAGGCGAAGGGGCGGAAGGUGGGGAGUGGGAUGGCGAAGAGGGGGAAGGCGAAGAGGGGGAAGGCGAAGAGGGGGAAGGCGAGGAGGGGGAAGGCGAAGAGGGGGAAGGCGAGGAGGGGGAAGGCGAAGAGGGGGAAGGCGAGGAGGGGGAAGGCGAAGAGGGGGAAAGCGUAGGGGCUGUAGAUGGGGCUGGAGAGGAGGCGAAAGGCGAAGAGGGGGAAGGCGAAGAGGGGGAAGGCAAAGAGGGGGAAGGCGAAGAGGGGGAAAGCGUAGGGGCUGUAGAUGGGGCUGGAGAGGAGGCGGAAGGCGAGGAGGCGGAAGGAGAGGAGGCGGAUGGGGUCCAGGCAAAUGGCGACAAUGUGGGCAAAGGCUUGUCCGAUUACUCCAAUUUUAGUGCAGAGGAGAGAACUAAUGGGCGGCGGACACGCGUACAAGCACUCAGCCGCGGGUCGACGCUGCAUGAGGAUGAAGAAGCUGCACGAGUGGUGAAGAAAGGGCGGUUUAUGAUUCUGGGGGCCGCACCGGAUGAUACGCAACAGUGCGGUAAUGGGCGUGGCGGAGAAGCAAAGGAUAAACAAGGAGGGCAGAUCGUGAAAGGGGCAUUGGCGGGCGGCGAAGCCACCCACGAAGCGCAGGAUGCGAUGCAAGUGGGAGCAGCAGCAGUUCCUGUGGGUAUGACUGUUGCGAGGGUGGGAGGAGCAGCGUCAGCGGGAGGGAGGGUGGGAGCAGCAGCAGCAUCAACUGGGAUGAGGGUGGGAGCAGCACCAGCGUCAACGAGAGGGAGGGUGGGAGCAGCAGCAGCAUCAACUGGGGUGAGGGUGGGAGGAGCAGCAGCGGCAUCGACUGGAGGGAGGGUGGGAGCAGCAGCGGCAUCGACUGGAGGGAGGGUGGGAGGAGCAGCGGCAUCGACUGGAGGGAGGGUGGGAGCAGCAGCGGCAUCGAAUGGAGGGAGGGUGGGAGGAGCAGCGGCAUCGACUGGAGGGAGGGUGGGAGGAGCAGCGGCAUCGACUGGAGGGAGGGUGGGAGGAGCAGCGGCAUCGACUGGAGGGAGGGUGGGAGCAGCAGCGGCAUCGACUGGAGGGAGGGUGGGAGGAGCGGCGGCAUCGACUGGAGGGAGGGUGGGAGGAGCGGCGGCAUCGACUGGAGGGAGGGUGGGAGGAGCAGCGGCAUUGUCUGGAGGGAGGGUGGGAGGAGCAGCGGCAUCGACUGGAGGGAGGGUGGGAGGAGCAGCGGCAUCGACCGGAGGGAGGGUCGGAGGAGCAGCGGCAUCUACUGGAGGGAGGGUGGGAGCAGCAGCAGCAUCUACUGGAGUUUUCAGGCCCAGGGAUACCACUACUGUAAGGACGCCGCCUCCAGGGCCCACGGCUUUGGCUGCCGUAUCAACCAGGGUGGCGCAGACGCAGUGGGUAUCACGAGCGGAGUUUGCGGUGCUUAGGAAGGAGAUGCUCCAACAGUUUGAGAGCCUCAGGGCUCAAGGAGUCGCGGUUCCUGCUCAAGGACUUGCGUCGCAGGGCAGCGACGCAACAACAGGCGUUCCUCGCCCUCCAAGUCAGAGUGCCGGACAAAUCGCUCUGGAAAUGGUGAUCGUCGAUGCUGGAGACUGGAAGGCGAAGUGCCGGAGUGUCAUCACCGAGUUCUUCUGGCUGAACGACGCUCGUCACAUCCAGAUGUAUCCGUCGAGUGAAGAGGCGAUGGCUGGGUUAUCUACGUAUCUGUCCCCUGAUACCAUGCCCCACUUGCAACUGCUGUGGAAACAACAAUGCCCAACAACAAAGGGGGCAUUCUAUACAGCAUGCAGCAAUACCUGGUGUGCAAUUGGCAAAAUACUCCGUCGAUUGGUUCUAACUGCAUUGGGGCAGGAGAAAAACAAGGGGAAGGUGAUGUCCCUCCCGGCGGAUUUGGAUCGUCCGGCGGUGUAUCGGAACGAUGCCGAACUGGUCCGGGACAACAUGACUGGUGAGCUCCUAACCCUUGCUCUCUCCCCCCCUCCUCUGUCACAUGCUCUCUCCCCCCCUCCUCUGUCACAUGCUCUCUCCCCCCCUCCUCUGUCACAUGCUCUCUCCCCCCCUCCUCUGUCACAUGCUCUCUCCCCCCCUCCUCUGUCACAUGCUCUCUCCCCCCCUCCUCCGUCACAUGCUCUCUCCCCCCAUUCUCUGUCACAUGCUCUCUCCCCCCCUCCUCUGUCACAUGCUCUCUCCCCUCCUCUGUGA
Messenger RNA from Closterium sp. NIES-65, 2928 nucleotides. Lineage: Eukaryota; Viridiplantae; Streptophyta; Zygnematophyceae; Desmidiales; Closteriaceae. The record is from the annotation of a GenBank genome assembly.